UAUAUUGGAGAGAAUGAAAGGAGACGAGCAGAAAAGAAAGAAAAAAAGGAAAAAAAGGAGAGGGGCUUAAGUGAGAAUUAAACAAAGUAGUGGGCGGAAAACGAAAAUCUGGAAAAGCGGUGCAGUCCCACUGUAGUUGUGCCACCUUGACGUAUCCAUUGAGGAUUCACGUUGGAAAUCUUCAUGUCCUUUCACAAUUAAACCUAAUAUUCAUACAGAUCGUCACCGCCUGGGGCUGAUGAAGGGGGAACCAGUGAUGUGCCCUGUUGAUCAGCAUUGCCUCCAAUGGGCUCGGCGGUAUAUCGGGUCGUGCCUCUGCAGCACGCGGCACGGGUUCUCAGUGGGUCUGGGGGUUGUUAGUGUCGUGAGCUGGUGUGUGGCUGAGAUACCACAGAUCAUCACCAACUACAGAAAGAAAUCUGCUGAGGGACUCUCUAUUCUGUUUCUUAUGACAUGGAUUGUUGGAGAUUUUUUCAACCUUUUUGGCUGCAUGCUAGAACCAGAGACUCUUCCAACACAAUAUUAUACAGCAGUGUUAUAUGCAGUAACUACGGUUAUUCUUUCCUUACAAGCUGUUUACUAUGACCACAUUUAUCCUCGACUGAAGUCCAACAAAAGGAGGCAAGAGGCUGUGCAAGCUGAAGCUGCGGAAAGAAGAGAGCGCAAUAAUGAUUCUGAUACUGAAAAAGGCAGUUAUGGACAGAGAUGCGGAGUUCCUCCAAGUUCCACUAUCCAUGUUGUCUCAAGCUCUCCAAGUAGUUAUGAUGAGCUAUAUUUCAUGUCAGCAAGAUCUCUUUCAGUAAGUCGUACACCUCCUGCAGGGUCUUUCCUUGGUCCGAGAAGUCCACUUUUGGACAUCGAGCAACGCUGGUUCAGAGAACCAUUGCUAGGUGAAGGCAGGUCACCAAAAUCUGGUACUCCAAAAAUCAAAGCCAUGCUGUGUGUGGUUUCCUUGAUGACAUUCUUAGUGGGAAGUCACAACCACCUACAAGCGGAAAGACUUGAAAACAAUUCAGCUCGUAGAAAUCCAACAGGAGGCAUUGUGCUGCAAGUUGGACGACAACUUUUAGAGGCUACAGGAAGUUCAGCACACGAUAAUAUAGCUGCAGGUUACAGUGCGAUUGGAUCAAUCCUUGGUUGGGGAAUGGCAGCUAUUUACUUGGGUGGACGUCUACCUCAGAUUUACCUUAAUAUUAAAAGGGGGCAUACAGAGGGGCUUAACCCGUUGAUGUUUGUCUUUGCUGUUAUUGGCAAUACUACUUAUGUGGCAAGCAUCCUGGUUAACAGCUUAAACUGGUUGAAAAUAAAACCUAAUCUUCCUUGGUUGGUGGACGCUGGAGGAUGCGUGAUUCUUGAUGCUUUUAUACUCAUUCAGUUUGUCUACUUCCGUUACCGACCAAGGAAUGAAGUGGAGAAGUAUGUAUCUUGAAUGAGUCUGAGAUCAUGAAUAAACAGCACCUCAGGAACAUCUUUGCGUAACUGGACAUGAACAACCGUGGAGGCCGGCACCAUAAGGGAAGAGACAGCUUCUCCGACUGCAUAAACUGAGCAGCACUAGCAUUCUUUUUUUUCCUUGUUAUAUGAAACGAUUAUAAACUCGUAGUACUAGUCUCUCAGUAGAAUUUUCAUAUGUCCCGUUGUCAAUUUGUGAUGGAAAAGUAAAAUUCAGCUCGUUUAAGAAUCAA
Molecule: messenger RNA, 1685 nt
Organism: Salvia miltiorrhiza (redroot sage)
Lineage: Eukaryota; Viridiplantae; Streptophyta; Magnoliopsida; Lamiales; Lamiaceae
Product: seven transmembrane protein 1-like
Exons: 14
Coding region: 239-1429 (396 amino acids)
Source: RefSeq, a predicted model, not a curated record